CAGACUCCUUUAGAGAACAUUGAGUAGGGUGGUGCGCAGGUUAAGCUGCAAUGCAGAUGCAGACAUCACUGCUUAUCCUUCACCCUCCCCACAACCCCACCACCACCAUCACUACCUGUACUACUUCAAAGCUUCUCUCGCUUACUUUCGCUUGAUUUGUAGGGUUUUUUUCUGAUUUUGAUGGGAGGUGUUAUUGAUCUCAACACCGUCACCGACGAUGAUGACGAUGCUUCGGCGGUGGUCGAGUGUGGACCUGCUUCGCUUUCGUCGCCGUCGUCUUCGUCGGCGUCGGUUUCGGCUUCGGCUUCCCCAGCGUCCGCUUCACUGUGCUCGUCGUCUUCGUUGCCGUCGGCGGCGGGGGGUGCGGUGUGUUUGGAGCUCUGGCAUGCUUGUGCGGGGCCGCUUAUAUCGUUGCCGAAGAAAGGGAGUGUUGUCGUGUACCUGCCGCAGGGGCACCUGGAGCAUAUUUCGGAAUUCCCGACUACGGUUUUUGAUCUUCCGCCUCAUGUCUUUUGCCGGGUCGUCGACGUCAAGCUUCACGCGGAAAUGGCCACCGACGAAGUUUACGCACAGGUCUCUCUGGUUCCGGAAAUUGAGAUUGAGCAGAAAUUACGCAGAGGAGGCAUGGAAGCUGAUGACGAAGAAGAGGAAAUUGAAGUUGCGGCCAAACCGACAACGCCUCACAUGUUCUGUAAGACCCUGACGGCUUCUGAUACGAGUACUCAUGGAGGCUUCUCUGUUCCUCGACGAGCUGCUGAAGACUGCUUUCCGCCUCUGGACUAUAAGCAACAGAGACCUUCCCAGGAGCUUAUAGCGAAAGAUUUACAUGGUGUUGAGUGGAAGUUUCGCCACAUAUACAGGGGUCAGCCACGGAGGCAUUUGCUCACAACUGGAUGGAGCGCAUUUGUCAAUAGGAAGAAACUCGUCUCUGGGGAUGCUGUGCUCUUUCUUAGGGGUGACAAUGGGGAAUUGAGAUUGGGAAUCCGGAGGGCUGCUCAAGUUAAAGGGAGCAUUCCUUUUCCAGUUCUCUGUAGCCAGAACAUGAAUGGUGGCACUCUAGUAGCUGUGGCUAAUGCUGUAUCCUCAAAGAGUGUCUUCCACGUUUACUAUAAUCCGAGGGCAACCCAGUCUGAGUUUAUAAUUCCUCUCUGCAAAUUCCUCAAGAGCUUCGAUCAGCCAUUCUCUGUUGGAAUGAAGUUCAAAAUGAGGUUUGAAACUGAAGAUGCAGCAGAGAGAAGAUACACUGGGUUGAUAGCUGGGAUUAGUGAUAUAGAUCCUGUUAGGUGGCCUGGUUCAAAAUGGAGAUCCCUAUUGGUGAGGUGGGACAAUGUUGUUGAGACAAAUCGACACAAUCGAGUUUCUCCGUGGGAGAUUGAGCCAUCUGGCUCAGUUUCAGCUUCAAGCAGUUUGUCUGCACCUGGUUCAAAGAGAACCAGGAUGACUCUGCCUUCAGCCAUGCCAGAUUUUCCAGUCCCUAAUGGGACAGGAUUUUCAGACUUUGGGGAAUCUUUAAGGUUCCAGAAGGUCUUGCAAGGUCAAGAAAUUUUCGGUUUCACUACUCCUUCUGAUGGUCUUGAUGUACAGAAUCAUCAUCCAUCGGAAUCAAGGAGAUGCUUUCCUGGUUCAAACAGUUCAGGGAUGGCUGCUAUAGGGAGUGGCAUAAGAGUCCCACAUGGAAAUUCAGAUAUUCCAUUUAUAGGCAUAGGCUUUGGUGAAUCUAUUGGAUUCCAUAAGGUCUUGCAAGGUCAAGAAAUAUUUCCAAAACCACCAUAUGGAAGAGCCAGUCUAGGUCAUGGAAGUGGUGGGUUUGGAAGCGAUGGGGUUCACAUAUCAAGUUCUGGAAGUGGGUGGACUUCACUUAUCCAAGGCUUCAGUAAUCAUGUCCAACCAUCCACAUCGUCUGUGCAAGUUUCUUCUCCAUCUUCUGUUCUGAUGUUCCAACAGGCAAGCAUUCAAAACUCUCACACUGCAUAUGGCUUCAACAAUCAGAAAGGGGAGGAGGGUAACUACUGUAGAUUGUUUGAUGGUUCUCAAACAUCAGGUUGGAAAGUAACAUCACCCUCAUGUCAUCAUACCAUGGAAGGACUGGGAGGCAAGUCUUCAAUAGAUAAAUUUCAAGAAAAUAAUCAAUUGAACACCACCAAGUAUGUUUCUGCUGCAACAAGCCAGACAGCAUUAAAGGGUAAUCAAGAGUUGCUUCCUGCCAGUAGAAGUGGUUGCAGACUCUUUGGUUUUUUGUUGAAUGAGGAAUCUCAAGCAGCAAAUGAAGAGGAUGUUGACACUCUAAUAACAUCUCAUUCAACUAAGAACUUGAAUCUUGAGCCCACUUUUGUGCAUUCUGCAGAAAAGCAGUCACAUUUGAAGUCCCCUACAUUGAGCAAAUCUGUGGGGAAGGGUUGCACAAAAGUAAACCUUCUGAGUGCUAUAAGAGCUAUGCCAUUUGAUGUUGCAAUGAACUAUACUUCGCUAUGAGAUUUAAACUGCAGGUUCACAAGCGAAGGAGUAUUGUAGGCCAGGCAGUUGAUCUUACAAAGCUUGUUUUGUAUAAUUUGAUUUGUGAGUUGGAGUGUAUUUAUAUGGAACAGAUUUUGGAUGAUCCCAAGAAAGGAUGGCAAGUUAUUUAUACGGGUGAUAAUGACAAUGUGGGGAAAAAGCUGGUUAGAGAUCGUCCAUGGUGGUAAGUGGCAUCGAUUUUCUGUUAUUAUUAAAAUGGUCAUGAGAAAGAGCUACCUAUUGGAGCUGUAUAUUCCUGUUAUCUUCCACUACAGCAAUGCUAUGCUGGGAAAGUGCUUCCGGUGUCAUCUGCAUGCGAAGUUAUAUUCUGUUGUCUACUUUUAAACUAUUAUAUAGGUCUGCUUAUGUGGUGGAAAAAGCUCUGAAGAAAACUUGUAUAUCUGAGAUAUCCAGUUGGGCAAUUGGAGAUCCUGUUAAAUUUCGUUAAUUCUCUUACCAGGGCUGGAUUAUGUUCUCUUAGUGGCACAAGUAGGAUUUGCCUUCCACGUUAUUACACAGAAUGAUUUUGUUCUCCGUUAAAUAUUCUGCAUGGUAUGUCUUAAAUCUUGUCAUUCUUUUUUCUUUUC
Molecule: messenger RNA, 3080 nt
Organism: Nelumbo nucifera (sacred lotus)
Lineage: Eukaryota; Viridiplantae; Streptophyta; Magnoliopsida; Proteales; Nelumbonaceae
Product: auxin response factor 3-like
Biological process (GO): response to hormone; regulation of DNA-templated transcription
Cellular component (GO): nucleus
Molecular function (GO): DNA binding
Source: RefSeq, a predicted model, not a curated record